AUGGAUCCCAUCCAUGUCAGCAUGUCCAGUGCCCCCCUGGUGAAGCACACGGCUGCAGGGGCUGGACUCAAGUCCACCAGACCCCGAGUCAUGUCCAAGAGCGGGCACAGCAACGUGCGGAUCGACAAGGUGGAUGGCAUCUACCUGCUCUACCUGCAGGACCUGUGGACCACCGUCAUCGACAUGAAGUGGCGGUACAAACUCACCCUGUUUGCUGCCACGUUUGUCAUGACCUGGUUCCUUUUUGGAGUCAUCUACUAUGCCAUCGCGUUCAUUCACGGGGACUUAGAACCUGGUGAGCCUAUCUCAAACCACACCCCCUGCAUCAUGAAAGUGGACUCUCUCACGGGGGCGUUUCUCUUCUCCCUGGAGUCCCAGACCACCAUCGGCUACGGCGUCCGCUCCAUCACUGAGGAGUGCCCUCAUGCCAUCUUCCUCUUGGUUGCUCAACUGGUCAUCACCACCUUGAUUGAGAUCUUCAUCACGGGCACUUUCCUGGCCAAAAUUGCAAGACCUAAAAAACGGGCCGAGACCAUCAAGUUCAGCCACUGUGCAGUCAUCACCAAGCAGAACGGGAAGCUGUGCCUGGUGAUCCAGGUGGCCAACAUGAGGAAGAGCCUCCUGAUCCAGUGCCAGCUGUCUGGCAAGCUCCUGCAGACCCACAUCACCAAGGAGGGGGAGAGGAUUCUGCUCAACCAGGCCACCGUCAAAUUCCACGUGGACUCGUCCUCGGAGAGCCCCUUCCUCAUUCUGCCCAUGACGUUCUACCAUGUGCUAGAUGAGACCAGCCCCCUGAGAGACCUCACUCCCCAGAACCUAAAGGAGAAGGAGUUUGAACUCGUGGUUCUCCUCAACGCCACCGUGGAGUCCACUAGUGCUGUCUGCCAGAGCCGGACAUCUUAUGUCCCAGAGGAGAUCUACUGGGGUUUUGAAUUUGUGCCUGUGGUUUCUCUCUCCAAAAAUGGAAAGUACGUGGCUGAUUUCAGUCAGUUUGAGCAGAUCCGGAAGAGCCCAGAUUGUACCUUUUACUGCGCAGAUUCUGAGAAGCAGAAACUUGAGGAGAAGUACAGGCAGGAGGAUCAGAGGGACAGAGAGCUGAGGACACUUCUGUUACAACAGAGCAACGUCUGACCUCGGAUGUCAUCACAGUUUACAUCUGCGGGCCAUUUCCACAUCCGAACUCCCUCCCAACACAAAGGUUGCUGUGAAAAUGAAAAUGUGUGGACACACUCUGAAAAA
Messenger RNA from Otolemur garnettii (small-eared galago), 1239 nucleotides. RefSeq names its product potassium voltage-gated channel subfamily J member 15 (gene KCNJ15). The record is from RefSeq and is a predicted model, not a curated record. Gene Ontology annotation, cellular component: plasma membrane. Bases 1 to 1131 code for a protein of 376 amino acids. Gene Ontology annotation, biological process: regulation of monoatomic ion transmembrane transport; potassium ion import across plasma membrane. The transcript has a single exon. NCBI's taxonomy places the organism in Eukaryota, Metazoa, Chordata, Mammalia, Primates, Galagidae. Gene Ontology annotation, molecular function: inward rectifier potassium channel activity.